GCCCCCCCCCCCCCCCCCCCCCCCCCCCAAAAAAAAAAAACCUCCUCUCCCUUUCUCGUCAUCAGUAAGCCCGAGACCAAAUUUUCUCUUUUACCUUCUCGCUAUUGCCAUCAUUCUGCUCUCAAGAUCCUUCCCUUUUAUCUGCACUGGAGACAAGGGAACUUUUAUUCAAUAAUUACCCGUGCUGGAUAACUGCUUCGGAAGGUUACCAUGGGUGAAGAGGAUGUCUAUACUAAUGAUGGAACAGUGGACAUCCACAAAAAGCCUGCAGAUAGGAGGAAGACUGGGAAGUGGAAAGCAUGCCGCUUUAUUCUCGGAAAUGAAUGCUGUGAGAGAUUGGCAUACUAUGGGAUGAGUACCAAUCUGGUGAACUUUCUUCAGAAGCGCUUGAACCAGGGAAAUGUUACUGCCUCCAACAAUGUCACCAAUUGGUCAGGGACAUGCUACAUAACCCCACUUAUUGGCGCAUUCCUCGCAGAUGCGUAUAUGGGAAGAUAUUGGACAAUUGCUAGCUUUUCAAUUAUUUAUGUCAUGGGAAUGACACUCUUAACAUUAUCUGCUGCUGUUCCGGGACUAAAGCCCAGAUGUGUAGACGAUAAAUGCUACCCCACAACUGGUAAUGCUGCUGUGUGCUUUGUGGCCCUCUACAUGAUUGCUUUGGGCACAGGCGGGAUCAAGCCCUGCGUCUCAUCCUUCGGAGCAGAUCAAUUUGAUGAAACCGAUGAGGCCGAGAGGAAGAAGAAGAGCUCCUUUUUCAACUGGUUCUACCUCUCGAUCAAUAUCGGCGCGCUUAUUGCCUCCUCAGUUCUGGUGUGGAUCCAGAUGAACGUUGGAUGGGAUUGGGGGUUUGGUAUCCCCGCAGUCGCAAUGGCCCUUGCUAUCGGGUUCUUCUUCUCCGGUAGCAAGUUGUACAGACUGCAAAAGCCUGGGGGUAGCCCCCUCACAAGGAUUGCCCAAGUUAUUGUUGCGGCUUUCAGAAAGAUGAACAUCAAAGUCCCUGCAGACAAGUCCCUUCUAUAUGAGACUGUCGACACUGAGUGUGUGAUCCAAGGAAGCCGCAAGCUUGAGCAUACGGAUGAGUUGAGGUUCUUUGAUAAGGCUGCGGUUGAGACCCCAACCGAGCAGACAAAAGGUCCGGUGAAUCCAUGGAGGCUGUGCACUGUUACGCAGAUUGAGGAGCUGAAGUCGAUCAUUAGGAUGCUUCCGGUGUGGGCCUCUGGGAUUGUCUUCGCCACGGUCUAUAGCCAGAUGAGUACGAUGUUCGUGCUACAGGGCAACACAAUGGACCAGCACAUGGGGCCUCACUUUGAGAUCCCGUCAGCCUCCCUCUCCCUCUUCGACACCCUCAGUGUCAUCUUCUGGGCCCCCGUCUAUGACCAGGUCAUUGUGCCCCUUGCUCGGAGGUACACGGGCCACGAGCGAGGUUUCACUCAGCUCCAAAGGAUGGGGAUCGGCCUUGUCAUCUCUAUCAUCGCUAUGGUUGUUGCUGGAAUCUUAGAAGUUAUUCGCCUCGACUACGUGAGGAAGAACAACUACUAUGAUUUGAAGUAUAUUCCCAUGUCCAUUUUCUGGCAAGUCCCGCAGUACUUCCUCAUUGGUUGUGCCGAGGUCUUCACUUUUAUUGGGCAGCUCGAGUUCUUCUACGACCAGGCGCCCGAUGCCAUGAGGAGCAUGUGCUCGGCUCUCUCGCUCACCACCGUUGCACUUGGAAAUUACCUGAGCACCCUUCUUGUGACAAUUGUAACUGAUGUGACAACUCGAAAUGGGAAGCUCGGGUGGAUCCCUGACAAUCUGAACAGGGGGCAUCUCGAUUACUUUUACUGGCUUCUGGCGAUACUCAGCCUGUUGAACUUCAUCGUUUAUCUGUGGAUCGCGAGUCGAUACACUUACAAGAAAGCGACUGGGCGAGCUCAUUGACAGUCGGUCAUCAUUCGCUGGACUCUCUCUGUAUAAAACUUGAUCAUAUUUGUAGUUCUGCAGUCAUUUCGAAUGUUAUUUGGCCUUGAGGAUGCUUUGUAAAUAUUGGGGUGGGUUUAUUGCUGUCUGGGAACCACGUAGUUUACUUCAGUUAUGGUGUUUGCCGAUUCUUGAUUUAAAUAUGAAUUAAGAAGUAUUAUAUAUGUCAGUUUCUCAAUGGAAACAAAUUAAAAGGUUUCCAA
This is a messenger RNA of Punica granatum (pomegranate), 2159 nucleotides long. Lineage: Eukaryota; Viridiplantae; Streptophyta; Magnoliopsida; Myrtales; Lythraceae. The record is from RefSeq and is a predicted model, not a curated record.